Messenger RNA from Formica exsecta, 2297 nucleotides. RefSeq lists its product as uncharacterized. The transcript is spliced from 2 exons. The record is from RefSeq and is a predicted model, not a curated record. NCBI's taxonomy places the organism in Eukaryota, Metazoa, Arthropoda, Insecta, Hymenoptera, Formicidae. The coding region runs from base 957 to 1943 and encodes 328 amino acids.
AAACUUUAAUAUUUUCCCCUUUAUCUUACUGGAUAUUUUUUUAUUUAAGCUGAAAUCAACUUGAAGCAGACAUAAUUGUAGCACCAAAAAACAAUAUCAAAGAGAUCUAUAAUCUGUUAAAAAGUUGUCAGAAAUUAAUUACGGUUGCAUGAAUACGCGUAAAAUUUAUCAUGUGUAUUACAAGUGUGUAUUUUACGUGUGUAUUAUAAAUGUGUAUUACAUGUGUAUUAUAAGUGUUGUCCUUGUUUUUCUCUGCAAAUUAUGUGAAAAAGGUAAGAAAAAUCGAUCGAAAUAACAAAGCAGAUACCUCAUAACAUAAAUUGAUAUAUAAUAAUUAUAUAUUAAAAGAAAAAAUAUAUACCUUUAUAACUAAUUGAAUUUGUAACUAAUUCAUCGUGAUUUAUGAUAUUUAUAAUUAUAUUGUAAUAUAAAAAUUCAACCUUACUGAUUAAAUAAAAUGACACAACAAUAAUAAAUUUAUACUCAUAGUUUUAAUACAAAAAUCUUCUAAAUUUUGCAUAAACACUCAAAAAUUUAUUAAUAUUACGAGUAAUAAUUAAAGUUAAAGCAAAUAUGCUUAAUGAGUUAAGAAGAGUAAUUAAUUUUUUAUCAAUAUAAAGAACUGUUGUUAUGUCAAGUUAUGAUGUUAUGACGUCUGACAUGAUUUUGUCGAAUCAAUAAUUAAUCAUUUCAAUUCAUCAUGUACCAUUAUCACAUACGUAAAAGAACGCUAUAUUUAACAAAGUUAGCGCAGGUGUGCCAUAUCAAAUAAUGCGUCGGCAAGUGAUAGCUAGAAUAAAACCUUGGGCACCUUGCAACAGAUACAAUAAACAAAUUUCGGCUAAUAUAUAAGCAUAUUCGUUUCAGAGAUCGUUACUGUGGAUCAGUCUUGAUCUUCUUGGACGGACCUGGAUUCUCUAUCUUUUUGAAUCAUACAAUUAUUUUUCCGAACUACGAUGGCACGCGUUCUCCUUCUAGUGACAGUGCUGGCAGUUCUGGGUUACAUGAGCCAGGCCACCCCAGUACCAGAAAAUGUGGAAAAGUUUGAAAAUAAAAUCAAAGAACACGAAAAGCUUAAGGAAAACGACUUUCUCAGAGAACAUGUAGAGAAAGCUGAACAAAUGAUAGAAAACAAAUUCCAAAAAGUAAAUACAAUUCUCGAGAGAUUUCUUGAAAAAACGCAAAAAGGAGCCAUGCAAAAUUUACAAUAUGCUCUGACUGCUGGAAUUGAAAACGCCGUCCAAGAAAUCGCUGAUGAAAAAUUAAACGAGGUGUUGAAAGAGCUAUUCAAGCUAGCAGUUUCAAUAAUCAAGAAAGAGAUCUUACGGGAUCUCGAGGCUGUAAAAAACUUCUUGGAAAUGGGUGACAAGCUCUUAAAAGAAAAUUUGGAGAAGUUAAGUGAGAUUUUGGGGAAAGUAACAAAUAAGUUCAAUGAAUAUCUCAAUCUUGUUAAAGAGAAAAUGUUGGAGAAAGUCGGAAAACUGCAAGAAAGGGUGAAGCAUGUAGUUAAUGUAGUGAAAGAGAAACUAGAAAACGUAAUCGGUGAAGGUAAAGAGAAGUUAAUUAAGUCACUCAACGAUCUAAUAACGAAAACGGAUGAAUUGGUUAAACAUGUUAAAAAUAUCGUAAACGACGGUCUCGGUAAGGUAAAAGAUGCAAUAAAGGAUAUGACAAAAGACAUCAUUGGGAAAGCCAAGGACGCUGCUGAAAAAGGUAUAAAGGAUGUAGAAAAACUCGUCGAGGGAACAGCGAACGAGAUCGAUGACAAUUUAAAAAAUAUAGGGAACUCUGUUAAGGAGAUAGGUAAAAAAAACGGACUCAUCGGGGGAGUGAGCGACGGCGUUAAUAAGAUAACGAAAGACGUCGGAGGCUUCGUAGAAGAAACGGGAGACGCUCUUAAGAAUUUCGGUAAAGGCUUUCUACCGAAAAGCAAAAAAGAUUGAUGAAAUAAUGGAAAAUAUAACUCAAGAUGCCAAGGAUACAUUCAACAAUUUGACAGACUAAUCACAUACAUACACACACACACAUACACAGUCAUAGUAUAAAAAAUAUAAUUUAAAAUAUAUAUUCAAUCAAAAUUAAUGUUAGAUUGAUACAAUAUACAUAUUUUUUCAAAUAUUGUUCGGAUAGUUUCUAACAGUUAGGCAUUUUACCGAGCCAAAAUUAAGACUAAAAAUAAAAUCCGCAACAUAUAUCAUGUUGUUUAGGUUUUAAAUGGCGUCUUCAUCUUAACAUCUUCAUUCAAAAUUAUGUUAUGUUUAUUAAAAUUAGUACUUACUAAAAAAAAAAAAAAAUGA